UCAUAGACGGACGAAGAUUGAGAGAGAGAGAGAGAAUGAAAGGCGAACAGACAAUGACGCAGCUGAAAGAAGCCAUCAUCGCCAUCGCAACAGACGGUGUCACCGGAGCUGCUGUUGGCGGCGUAGCAGGAACGGUCAUGAUCAUGUCCUGCCGCUGCCGGCGUAACCCUCGAGCCGUAACUCAGAACGCUCUAAGGUGUGCUCGGGACUGUUCAGCAUCUUUCGCUGCAUGGAAUGGAACAGAGUACGUAAUGAAAGGAAUCAGAGGCAAAGAUGAUCUUACGACUGCCAUGGUCGGAGCAUCAGGUGGUGGGUUGGCAUACUCUUUUGUGAGCCAAGGCUUGAAAGUAAAGCCCGCACUCUCCUUGGCUGCUUGCUACGCUGUUGCGGGAGGAACACUUCAUAAGGUGAAGGAAACAAUCAGUGCAAGAAGUGAACUUUCCACCAGGGGCAAGGCUUCUGAUACUUGAUCCAUAUCAAGAGGUUUUAAAUCCAACAGCAAGCCCAAGACUAUGUCACUGGAGAAGUCCAUAGAAGCCCACGUAAUUAGGG
This is a messenger RNA of Raphanus sativus (radish), 552 nucleotides long. RefSeq names its product chloroplastic import inner membrane translocase subunit HP30-2. NCBI's taxonomy places the organism in Eukaryota, Viridiplantae, Streptophyta, Magnoliopsida, Brassicales, Brassicaceae. Gene Ontology annotation, biological process: protein insertion into mitochondrial inner membrane; protein targeting to chloroplast. Gene Ontology annotation, cellular component: TIM22 mitochondrial import inner membrane insertion complex; chloroplast inner membrane. Bases 36 to 470 code for a protein of 144 amino acids. Gene Ontology annotation, molecular function: transmembrane protein transporter activity. The transcript has 5 exons. The record is from RefSeq and is a predicted model, not a curated record.